Rhagoletis zephyria (snowberry fruit fly) is the source of this 2943-nucleotide messenger RNA. RefSeq names its product fatty acid synthase-like. Gene Ontology annotation, molecular function: fatty acid synthase activity; oxidoreductase activity; phosphopantetheine binding. Lineage: Eukaryota; Metazoa; Arthropoda; Insecta; Diptera; Tephritidae. The record is from RefSeq and is a predicted model, not a curated record. Gene Ontology annotation, biological process: fatty acid biosynthetic process.
AUGAACACUCUCGGGCCGAAGGGCGUUCCCGGAGGCUACAAGCACUUCACCCUGCCGCUGGAGGACUACGAGCCGCGCCCCACGGAGCACUGCUACAUCAACGCCUCCACUCGAGGCGACCUGUCCAGUCUGAAGUGGUUCGAGUCGCAGCACAAGCACUGGCCGGUGAACUCGCGCCCCAACCAAAUACUCUGCCACGUCUACUACUCGGCGCUGAACUUUCGCGACAUUAUGCUGGCCACGGGCAAGCUGCCGCCGGAUGCGCUGCCCGCCGAGAUUGGUCUCGACGACUGCGUCCUCGGCCUGGAGUUCGCCGGUCGCGACCAGAAUGGCAACAGGGUGAUGGGCAUGCUGGCGGCGAAGGGCCUGGCCACGACGCUCAUCAUGGAGCACCAGAAUUUCCUGUGGCCAGUGCCGCCGCACUGGAGCAUGGAGGAGGCGGCGACGGUGCCGGUGGCCUACGCCACCGCCUACUACGCCCUCCUCAUUCGCGGCAAGAUGCAGCCCGGCGAGGCGGUGCUCAUCCACUCGGGCAGCGGGGCCGUCGGCCAGGCGGCCAUCGCCAUUGCCGUCGACAUGAACUGCCGCCUCUUCAUCACCGUCGGCUCCGAUGAGAAACGGGACAUUCUCAUGCAGAUCUUCCCCUCGCUGAAGGCGAACCAGUUUGCCAGCUCGCGAAGCAUCGAGUUUUCGCGGAAGAUUCUCCAGGAGACCAAUGGACGAGGCGUCGAUCUGGUGCUGAACUCACUCGCAGAGGAGAAGCUCCAAGAGAGUGUCAACUGUCUGGCGGAGUUUGGCCGCUUCCUCGAGAUUGGCAAGUACGAUCUGUCGCAGAACACUGAUCUAGAUCUGUCCAAGAUUAUGGCAAACAAGACCUUCCACGGCAUUCUGCUGGACAACUUGCUGAACUUUGGACCCGAGACGCCACAGCAUAUCAACAAUCAUCGUGCUCUGAUUUGGAAGCUGAUGCGUGGCGGCAUUGAGAAGGGCGUCGUCCGCCCGCUGGAUCGAACCAUCUUUUCGGUGGACCAGGCCGAGGAGGCCUUCCGCUACAUGGCCAAUGGAAAGCACAUCGGCAAGGUGCUGGUCUGCAUUCGACCGGAGGAGAAGGUCGACGAGAAGGGCGUCGUGAACGUCGCCACGGAGCUGAAGCUGCCGGCCAUUCCGCGUACGGUCUUCCUCUCCACCAAGUCCUACAUCAUCACCGGCGGCCUGGGCGGCUUUGGCCUGGAGCUCAUCAACUGGAUGGUGGAACGAGAGGCGAGGAACUUUGUGGUCACCUCUCGCAGCGGCGUCAAGGACCUCUACCAGAAGACCCGUCUGGAGCACUUUGCCCGCCUGGGCGCCAAAGUGAAGAUCUUCACCGGUGACGCCUCUGUUGAGAGCGGCGCCGAUGAGCUGGUGAAGGAGGCGGAGUCGCUGGCCCCACUGGGCGGCGUCUUCCACCUGGCCAUGGUGCUCAGUGACGGCCUCUUCGACAACCAGACGGUGGCCUCCUUUGAGGCGGCGGUCAAGCCGAAGGCAGACACCUUCACGCACCUGGAUCGCAUCACCCGAAAGCGUUGCACGCAGGUGGACUACUUUGUCGCCUUCUCCUCGGUCAGCUGCGGCGUGGGCAACCCUGGGCAGACUAACUACGGCUUUGCCAACUCGGUCAUGGAGCGAAUCUGCGAACAGCGACGACGACAGGGCCUGCACGGCUUUGCCAUUCAGUGGGGCGCUAUCGGCGACGUCGGCUACAUCAUCGACAACAUUCGCGGCAAUGAGGUGGUCAUCUGCGGCUCCAUUCCCCAGCGAAUGCCCUCCUGUCUGGCCGCCCUGGACCGUCUCCUCCAAUCGCCCUUUUCCGUGUGCUCCAAUCUAAUCAAGAUGGACUACAAGUUUGAGUCCUGCGGCAAGAGCAGCCUGAUCAAGACCGUUGCUCACAUUCUCGGCAUCAAGGACUACGAGACGCUGGAGGCAAAACUGACGCUGGGCGAGCUGGGCAUGGACUCGCUGAUGGGCGUCGAGGUGAAGCAGGCCAUUGAGCGCGACUACGACGUGGUGCUCUCCAUGGGCGACGUUCGUAAGCUGACCAUCGGCAAGAUUCGGGAGAUUGGCGCCGGCCAGGCGAAGAACAGCCCCAACUCUGCCGACCCGUCGGCCACCGGAGAGGGCGAUCGCCCCGAGACGUCCAUCGACGAGACGCUGAUGCCCAGCGCGGCGGUCACCUAUCUGAAUGACAUCGUCAACGGCGACCCGAUCAUCUUCCUGCCGCAGAUUGACGCCACCUACGAGCAGAUGCUGCCGCUCGCCGCGAAGCUCAACCGCCCGGCGAUUGGCCUCAACUGGACCAAGGAGUGCAAGGACCUGAAGACGGUGCACAGCACGGCCGCCCACUUCAUUGAGGUGAUUGAGCGAACGUUGCCGCACCUGGAGAGCAACUACGACCUGCUGGGCUACUCAUUCGGCGGCAUCAUCGCCAUCGAGAUGAACAUUCAGCUGCACAACCGUCCGCCGGCGGGCCGACUGGGUCCUUCUCGAAAGUUGAUCCUCCUCGACUCCUCGCCGAAGCAGUUUAAGUUCUUCACUGAAGAGGCGGUGCAAAAGUUCAAAAUUUAUGACAAAACCAAUGACCAGGCCUUUGUUGAGACGAUUCUCAUGUUUCUACUGGCAAAGUUGCCCAUCGACUACGCCAAGAUUAAGGAGACUCUCCUCAGCCUGGAGGACACUGCAAAGCGAAUCGAGUUUGUCCGGGACCUCUUCAAGCAGAUGCAGGGCGUGGACAUUCAGUCGGAGACGCUGGAGUUUCUCAUUCAGAGCCACUACAACAAGAUGGCCAUGAUAAAUCAGUACGAGUGUCAGGAGAAGUCGCUGCCCGGCGAUGUGAUGCUCAUCCGAGCGUCAAAGUCUCUGGUGGUGCAGACUUCGGGCAUUGUCAAUGAGGACUACUGGCUGAGCGAG